AUGGAUUCUUGUAAAGUUGUCUGUUUCUUCAUCAUCAUCAUCAUCUUCUUCCCCGAGUUCUUGAUCACAGUUUCAAGCAGCACAGAAUUCUGCUCCACAUCAGCCUGUAGCCGGGGUGAGGCCAUUAUUCGAUUCCCUUUUCGACUCGAAAAUCGUCAUCCAAAACCAUGUGGAUAUCCGGGUUUUGACCUGUUUUGUGAUGGUCAAAACCAGACAGUAGUUGCGCUUCCCAAUUCAGGGAACUUCACUGUCCAGGCUAUUGACUAUGAAACUCAAAAUCUGUGGAUUAAUGAUCCUGAAUAUUGCCUCCCAAAGCGCCUUCUCACUUUGAAUCUCUCUGGGCUUCCAAGAGGGGUGCGCUACACCCUAAUUGUGGGGGCCGGUGUACCGGCAAUAUUGUGCGUUGUGGGGCUAUUGUGUUGUAUUUGUCAUAGAGUGAAGCGCUUCGGUAGACAACGCCACACUAUGGUGGAAUUCACCUCCGUGGUGGUGCCACAUACUACCAUCACGUCGGGAUUAGAUAUUACUAUAAUUGAAUCAUACCCAAAAAUAGUUCUGGGUGAGAGUCGGCGUUUAGCUAAACUAGAUGAUAAUAUUUGCUCAAUCUGUUUAUCUGAGUACAUGCCUAACGAGACCUUAAGAAGCAUUCCUGAAUGCCAACAUUGCUUUCAUGCAGAAUGCAUAGAUGAAUGGCUUCAAAUGAAAGCUUCAUGUCCGGUUUGCAGGAGUUCUCCGAAUUCAUCAUAA
This is a messenger RNA of Fraxinus pennsylvanica, 747 nucleotides long. The record is from the annotation of a GenBank genome assembly. NCBI's taxonomy places the organism in Eukaryota, Viridiplantae, Streptophyta, Magnoliopsida, Lamiales, Oleaceae.